CGGCUUCAGCCUCCUUCGGGUACUGUAGUACCGGUAGGUACGAGUACGUUACGUACUGUAUGUUUCUUGCAAAAUACAAUUUGGUCACGGAAGAAUGACGCAACACAACAGACCACAGCUGCUGGAGAUCAACGAUUGCACUUCGACGAAACAAAGGGAACGAAGAAACAGGAACGAGAAUGGGACAAAAUAAUGUUUCUCAUCUGUUCCACGACACAAACCUCGAUUAUCGGAGUACUAAAGUCUCGAAUUGCGGCAGAAUAGCAAUCUAUGCUGUACCAUUCAAUCGGGGCGAUCAUCAUUUAUCACAAAAGUACCAACCAAUCAUCUAUUCAGCAUGAGUCUCGAGUCGGAUAUCAUCGAUGACGAAAACGAUUGGUCCGAAUAUGUCAGUCUUCGCGAGGAUUCCUUCGAUGUCGACCCGAAACUGGCGCCGCCUUCACCCGUAAGGCCUCGAGAGGAACACCAGCAACAMAAAAUCCCGCUAUCCCCGUCCAACAAMUCCCUGUGCAUUGAAAUGCCCCAGCAACUGCAUCCCGCGUGUUCCAUUGGGCUUAAGAAAGUAUCCUCCUGUUACUUUUCUCUCGCUUCUGCGAAUGAUCACGARUCGGUGUCCGAUCUGCUGUCGCAGCUGGGCGACGACGUUAACGAUGCCGGCGGAAGGAGCAACGAGAACGAGAGCAAUCCCAUCGACGAGUCGGUCAAUGUCUUCUACCACGAUGUUCUCAUGGAAGUUUUCACCUUUUUGGAUGCCAAGUCACUGAUGAAUUUCAGUGAAACCGCGAGGGUACCAAACUUUGAAGUCUUUUACUUUCUGCAGCUUCGGCUCCAACAGGCGCUGCUCUUAGACAACAGCAACGGGAACGAUCGCUUGGCGAUGAGCAUCGUCGGGAAACCAGACUUUUCGACUAUCGAGGGUUCUGCGUCUCUGCUGUCUCGCGUCGCGACCCUGGAUAUGAAGAAGGCCCGCRACCUCGUGGAGGAAUACCAAGACUCGAAUUCUACCCUGAGGACCAUGCCUCUAUCCUAUUCACUGGCCUAUGUCCGGCACUACCUGCUGCGCAACGGCUUUCACAAUUUCUUUUUCAACAACAACGAAAGCAACGAACCAAACAACGAAAUUGGCUCGACCAUGGCCCCGACGCCCCAGACACUCGCCAGCGCCGCGGUAUUUAUGACCGUGGUCGGAGCGGCAUCGAUCGUCUCGUCCUCGGACGCCUCGGCGAUCACCAYGAUGACCGAUCGGCUCGGGAGCGACCUGCCGAACGUGUUGUUCCGGGUUGGAUUCGUCGGAAGCCUGAUGCGAGCGAUAUCCGACACGGAUCACGGGACGGCGAUGAGAGAGAAGGCGGAGCAAAUGGCUCGGUCCGUGCAAGCAGUGCCCGCCGCCUUGAUGCCAGGGAGGCGAAACGGGCAGCAAGGACAGCACGAACACGAAUCACAGGUGUCAGAAGAUACGGCAAACCCAGAAYUACAAUCGCAAACUCAUCCAACACCGCAAAGRACGAAAUUCCUGCUUCCCUCUCUGUUCGAAAUGAAGCACAUGCUGCAAGACAUGGUGAGCAACGCGGUUGCCGCAGAAAAACAGAGGGAGCAACAAACAACAAUCUUUGGUCCAUACGAUCAUUUGCCUCCGGAGACAGGWACCGCUGAGCAGGAGAGAGGGGAAAAGAAGGAACAGGAUGCAUGCGAUGCGUACGAUGCCGACGAGAACGACGAACAGCCAUCCACCACACAAUGGAACGAUCCYAUGCACGUGGGAUCGAAUAGCACUGCAAAUCGGAAAAUGCCGAGCGGCUGUGUCGGAGCAUAUUCCAGGGCAAUUCACAGAGCUGCCGAUUUCGUUACCGAGCGCGUCAGGAAAGAGAGGAAAUCUGCGUUUCAAGCRUUGUCUCCCGAGGACCAACGCUUCCAAUCCCUCCGGUUUCUGAAUGCUUGURCCUCCAACGAUACGCUGGACGACGUGAAAGAGAUGAUCGCCUCCGUCGACGUGGAUCAAUUCUACGUAGGAAACGAUGGCGUCGAGACGUGCGCCCUUCACUCGGCGGCCUUCAACGGAGCGGAUCGGGUGGUGGAGUUCUUGUGCGCCGGAAUCGACCACCGAGACCCGUGUCUGGAUGGAGGCUUGUGCGAUGUGAACGCGAGGGACGAAAAUGGCUGGACCGCUCUGCACUUUGCGGCCGGGUCCAACUCGAUCGCGGCGGUCCGGGUCCUUGCCCGCCACGGAGCCGUCUUGGACGUGGAAGCCCACAACGGCUAUACACCCCUCUCGUGGGCCAAUCGGCUCUCCAACGACGGCGUUGCCGAGGUUUUGAAGGAACGAAUGGAAGUUGCCGCCAUGGAUCAGUCGAACACGUGGAUGUCUAGGCAGCCUCUUGCAUCCAUUGCAAACCGAUUUUUCUCCCUCAUUCCGUCGCGCUGAAUCGAGACGGGGCUUUUGCACCUUCAAACCGCACUCUGYAAUUUGCGUUGUGGAAGCAAAAAUCACGGUUGCGAUCAUCAUGGAAUUUAAAUCUUGCGAUUGUCUGCUUGCCGGAGACCUGCGGCAGUUUUGAUACAAUACARAUGUUAAAAUUGU
Pseudo-nitzschia multistriata is the source of this 2578-nucleotide messenger RNA. Lineage: Eukaryota; Bacillariophyta; Bacillariophyceae; Bacillariales; Bacillariaceae. The record is from the annotation of a GenBank genome assembly.